This is a messenger RNA of Oikopleura dioica, 432 nucleotides long. The record is from the annotation of a GenBank genome assembly. NCBI's taxonomy places the organism in Eukaryota, Metazoa, Chordata, Appendicularia, Copelata, Oikopleuridae.
AUGGGAGCGAGUAAAUCAAAAUUGAGCAAAAAAGAAAUCAACGAUCUGACUGAAAAAACCUCCUUCACAGAAGAAGAAAUAAAGCUCUGGUUUGCUGGAUUCCAAAGAGAUUGCCCCACCGGAAAACUUUCAAAAAGCGAAGGCAAUGUAGAAGAAAAGCUCGAAUGGGCCUUCCAGUUGUACGAUUUGGACAAUAGUGGGACGAUAACAAAAGAAGAAAUGCUCGAAAUCGUCGAAGCGAUCUUUUCUUUGUUGGGUUCUGACGAGCGGUUUGCCCAAAACAGCCUUUCCCCCGAAUCACGAGUCGACAGGAUUUUCUCAAAAAUGGACAUUAACGGAGAUGGUGAGCUAUCAAAGGAAGAAUUUCUUCGCGGCGCUAAAAAUGACAAAUCGAUUUGCCAAGCCUUGUCUCUUUACGAUAAAAUUGCAUAA